GAAUCAGUUCAUGUGACUUACCGUGGACAUGGUGGUUUCUGUUCUGACUGACAUUGUCUGCUGUAGGGUAUGGUGCAACACUUUGUUUCACCAGCCACACCUUUCCACGCCUCCUAACAAGGCAGUUGCCAGACUCAAAGAUAUAAGGGAGUUGUCUGCAGCUAUGGAGUAGGUUAUUUGCUUCACAGCGCAACUAUCGGACUUCACGGAAACAUGUUAUGGACGAUAUUCUUACUGAUUAUUGGACUGCUUAUACUAGCUUUCCUUUACUUCAGGCGCACAAGACAGAAAAAUGAGCCACCUCUGGACAAAGGUUUUAUUCCAUGGUUGGGACAUGCCCUUGAUUUUGGAAAAGAUGCUGCAAAGUUUUUGGCCCGGAUGAAAGAAAAACAUGGGGAUAUCUUCACAGUCCGUGUUGCUGGCCAUUACGUGACAGUGCUGUUGGACCCAAACUCUUUCGAUGCCGUGAUAAAUGACACAGUGUUCUUGGACUUCACCCGCACCAGAAACCAGCUCCUACAAAGGAUCUUCAGUCUGCAGCUGCCAAGCAUCAAGCCGACAGCAGAGAGGAAAUGGAUGGAACAGCAUUUUCAAGGUCUGCAUCUGUCCAAGCUCAGCAGUUCCAUGAACAUUCACCUUCGGAACCUGCUGCUGAGCGACCAGAAAGGCUUUGGCCCUUCAGAGUGGAGACAGGAUGGGCUCUUUAGCCUAUGUUACAGCCUCCUCUUCAGGGCUGGAUAUCUUACAUUGUUUGAGAGGAGAGACGAGGCUGCAGCAGUCUACAAAGAGUUCCGCAAGUUUGACAGUCUCCUCAUCAAACUGGCUCGCUGCUCACUCAAGCGAGAGGAAAGCAAAACAGCCAACUCAUCCCGGGAGCGACUGUGGGAGCUGCUGUCCCCAAGCUGUCUGAACGGAGGGUCAGAGUCGAGCUCCUGGCAGCAGGGCUACCAUCACUUCCUGCAGGAGGAAGGAGUAGAUGCGGAAAUGCAGAAAAGAGCUCUACUGUUGCAGCUGUGGACCACACAGUGUAACGCUGGACCUGCUGCCUUUUGGCUUCUUGGCUUCCUGCUCACUCACCCUGAGGCCAUGGAGGCUGUCAAAUCAGAGAUCAGACUUCUUACUCUCCAGGACACUUCACUACAGCAUCCCCCCAUCAACAAGCUGGAAGCACGCAGCACACCAGUGUUUGAUAGCGUUCUGAGCGAGACCCUACGGCUCACCGCUGCGGUAAUGAUCAACAGAGAGGUGGUGCAGGAUAAGAUCCUGCGCAUGGCCAAUGGACAGGAUUACCACCUCAGACAGGGGGACAGAGUGUGUCUGUUCCCUUUCCUCAGCCCUCAAAUGGACCCAGAGAUACACCAGGACCCACAGAUCUUCAAGUAUGAUCGCUUCUUAAAUGAAGAUUUUACAGUGAAGGAUAAAUUCUACAAGGAUGAAAAAAGAUUGAAGUACUACCACAUGCCUUGGGGCGCAGGGAGAAACAUCUGCGUUGGGAAAGAGUUUGCUGUUACAGCCAUUAAACAAUUUGUGUUCUUGCUCUUGACCCAUCUUGACGUGGAGAUGUGUGACCCGGAGGCCAAACUGCCACCAGUUAAUUCCAGUCGCUACGGUUUUGGGAUGCUCCAGCCUGACGGAGAUCUGCAGGUUCGGUACCGGCUGAAGAGGACACAACAUGAAACGUGACUUGAUAAUUUGAUGAAUUGAUGAAAUAGUUGAUUGACUAACCUUUUUGGUCAUAUGUAUUGUAGCACUAUUUAUUCGGUGAUGUUUACUGAGUGCACCUAUACAUCAUAUUUAACUUAGCUGUGUGUAAUUAUAUUUUUAAUAAAAAAUGAAAUUGACAUUUCCCAUUUUUGAUAUACUACAAAUGGCCUCUGUACUUUGGUCUAAACCUAGUUGAAUAUUUCUAGUCUUUGGCAAAAUGUGGAAUACAAAAUUUGAUUAAGUGUAAGGUUUAUGUGUCAAAGUGUAUCUAAAUAUGUACAUUUACUCUAGCACUGUACUUGAGUACAAUUGUGGGGUACUUGUACUUUACUUGAGUAUUUCCAUUUCAUGCUACUUUAAACCUUUACAUUUUUAGAGGGAAGUAUUGUACCUUUUACGGCACUAUAUUUA
Molecule: messenger RNA, 2115 nt
Organism: Xiphias gladius (swordfish)
Lineage: Eukaryota; Metazoa; Chordata; Actinopteri; Istiophoriformes; Xiphiidae
Gene: ptgis
Product: prostaglandin I2 (prostacyclin) synthase
Exons: 10
Coding region: 214-1683 (489 amino acids)
Biological process (GO): prostaglandin biosynthetic process
Molecular function (GO): iron ion binding; prostaglandin-I synthase activity; heme binding
Source: RefSeq, a predicted model, not a curated record